AUGACCAGUGCAGAAUCCUCAACCCCGAAGGCUACGCCAGUGUGGCCAGCAAGUAAAAAUACCUACGCUCAUUUUCAUCAUCCUGAUCACUUCAAGAACGCUGUUCAUGCGUAUCAGUUCAUCAAUGAUCCUACCGAGAUCUUCAGUAUAAUCACUCCUGCUGGAUUUCAACACAUGUUUCGGGGUCUGGAUGAGUCCGUCCAUAUGUCGCCGAGUGUUCUGUUUGGUAGAAUUCAGUUCCCAGAUGUAGACUACUGCUUCUAUGUGUCUGAUGGAAAUCUCGAGAUCACGAUAAGCGAGACUGACUCUUCACGUAUGGGCUCCGAUGAAGUGGUUUCGUUGCCUGCUGGAACUCGCCUCUAUAUUAGGCCUGUCAACUCCUAUUUCAAGGUCUUUGUGGAUGCGCAGCCUGGUAGACUUGUCGAUUUACUUUAUGCGGUUAGGAAGGAUAAGCCGCAUGCUGGGUUGAUUGCACUGCAUGCUUCGAUUCACCAAGUCCUUUGGACAGAAAAAGAGCUCUCUCAGUAUGAGUCUGGGUUCAACUUUGACUUGAUUUAG
Messenger RNA from Fusarium fujikuroi IMI 58289, 558 nucleotides. RefSeq lists its product as uncharacterized. NCBI's taxonomy places the organism in Eukaryota, Fungi, Ascomycota, Sordariomycetes, Hypocreales, Nectriaceae. The transcript has 2 exons. The coding region runs from base 1 to 558 and encodes 185 amino acids. The record is from RefSeq and is a predicted model, not a curated record.